Molecule: messenger RNA, 3240 nt
Organism: Schizosaccharomyces japonicus yFS275
Lineage: Eukaryota; Fungi; Ascomycota; Schizosaccharomycetes; Schizosaccharomycetales; Schizosaccharomycetaceae
Product: origin recognition complex subunit Orc4
Exons: 1
Coding region: 198-2891 (897 amino acids)
Biological process (GO): regulation of DNA-templated transcription; DNA topological change; DNA replication
Cellular component (GO): chromatin; nucleus; nuclear origin of replication recognition complex
Molecular function (GO): protein-macromolecule adaptor activity; DNA replication origin binding; DNA binding
Source: RefSeq, a predicted model, not a curated record
GCAACCUUUAACGUAAAAAAAGCAAACGAUAGUUGUGCGUGUAUAUAGAAAAACUCUUCUUCGUUCUCUUAAGUACUCGCAGACACAUUGUCUCUCUCUCUCUCUCUCUUGAAUUUCUUCUUUGUCGGUUUCUGCUUCUUUCCCGUCAUUACCAACAAACACCUACACAAAAUUAAUCUUACAUCUCCCUCCAUGUAAUGGACCAAACGGACUCGUCCAUUCCCCCCGUUUCUUCAGUGAACGAGAUUGGAAACCCUAAUGUAGACGACCAUAUGAAUGGUCUUGAGAAUACUGCAAAUGCUCUUCUACCGGUUAGUGAGUUUUCUGCUAAGGCGUAUUUUACGUCUACUUCCAAUUCAACGUCCUUACAGGCUACUGAUGAAGUCUCUCUUCCCACCGGUGAGAGUCUACCGAACAUAUGCAUUCCGGUUACUCGUGAUACAAAUGAGAUAUCCUCUGAGUCCAGUCGUCCUCAAACUUUCCAAUCAGCCCAAGAACAAUCAGACUCAUCAUACGCAAUUAAUAACACUAAAAAGGAUUCAACAUUCGCUUCUCAUGAUUCCCAGUCUUCUGCUAGCACUCUAGCUGCAGCCGUACCUUCCCAGAAUGACGCUUCGAAUUCAUCUACAGCAGCAACAGCAACUGAUACUGCCGCUGCAGUACCUGCAGUUCCACAAAAACGUGGUCGUGGACGGCCACGAAAACAUCCACUACCUACUGUCGUGGUUAAUACAGAGAGUACGCAAGGUGCCCAGCCAAAACGGAAACGUGGUAGACCUCGAAAGUAUCCACUUGUCCAAAUUGAGAAAACACGUAUAGUAACGCUUUCUGCAAACACUCAGACAGAAUCUGAAUCGUCAACGACUUCUGCUGACAACAAAACGAAUUCCACAACGGAUGCUCCCGUAAAACGUCGUCGAGGCCGUCCUCGUAAAUACCCAGUAGAGCAAGAGGCCCCACCAAAAGUUACUCGUCCACGCGGUCGUCCACGGAAGCAAACGACGGAGGACAGCUCAGAAGGACCGGCAACUCCUACUUCUCAUCGUCGACGUGGCCGUCCUCCAAAACAACUUUCACCUUUACGGACAACAAGCCUUUCGCCUGAAAAGCAGCAAAAUUUGUCUCUAGACCUUUCGCCUCGCUCUCCUACAAGUCAUUUGCAGCCUUCAACCGAGCUUGGCUUCGAUGCUUCACCUACUCGCUCCCGCUUAACGCAAUCACCUUCGCUUUCCGUCUCUUAUCCCUACUUGCCUCGAGACCUUACCGCGAGCCUCCCUUUACCUCCGGCUUCUCCAUCACUCUUUGCUUCAUUAGAACCAGGAAGUCCGGAUAUCCAAAACAAAAUAACUGCUAGCAGUAGCAGUAGCAGUUCCAGUAGGCGUUUACGUUUCGAAGUGUCUAUUCCCUCAUCCCCAAAGAGAACAAAAACGGAUGAGCCGAGCACACCAACGAAUGCUGCUAGCUCGGCGAUUUCGAGUCCAGUAAAACAAAUGGCAGAGCCGGUAGGGUUUACCGGUGAUGCUCUUAAUGCUAACGAGGGAAUGGAAGUUGCCGAUGAAGACUUGGCCCAAGCGCAGGAAAUCAUCAUGGCUCGUCUUACAGGACGUACUCACAUUCCGCUUCAAAAUCACACGUCUCAGUAUCAGAGACUUUACCAAUGGUUGCAUCAAACAGUUACCCUGGGUGAAGGUAACUCAGCUAUAAUUGUUGGCCCACGAGGGAGCGGCAAGCGGACCAUGGUUGAUGAUGCAUUAAAAGAAUUAAGACAAUCAAGGAAGGAGUUGUUUUACACUAUUACUUUAAAUGGCCUGUAUCAAACAGACGACAAAACAGCAUUGCGGGAGAUUUCUCGGCAAUUAUCUGUCGAGCUGGAUGCAAGCUUUGGUGAUGACGAAUCGUCUUCCGCCGUCGAAAUGACGGAGUCGAGCUUCGCGGACACUUUGACAAGAUUGUUGGCAACGCUGUCCCUGCCGCGUGCGCUGGACGACGCGGCGGACGGCAUGUCUAUUUCAUCUGCCGUUGUGUUUGUGCUAGAGGAGUUUGACUUGUUUGUCCAACAUCCUCGUCAGAUGUUACUUUAUAACUUGUUCGAUAUAGCACAAUCGGGAACGGUGCCUAUUUCGGUGGUAGGUUUGACGACACGCUUUGAUUGCUUUGAGUCACUCGAGAAGAGAGUGAAGAGCCGUUUUAGUCAUAUGGUUAUUCAAGUGUCGCCUCCUAGUACAUCGGAAGAAUUCGGUGAACUUUUUGAAAAGGUUCUUGGACUGCCUGAUACGCGGCCUUACUUUCGUGAAUGGAAUCAGCGCAUAAAGCGGUUACUCGGCGAUCCCCAGUCCCAGCUUUCCCGCUGUGUUUUGUAUCACUAUACGCAUACGAAAAAUCUUCGGUCUCUUUACGCUGACAUGAUAGCACCGGUGCUGGCUCUGUCGCCUACGGAACCAUAUCUCAAAGACGGAGCCUUAUCCGACCCCAAAACCCGUGUUUCUGACUAUCUACUUGAUGCCAUACGCGGUCUUACGCUACUUGAACUUGCGUUACUCAUUUCUGCUGUUCGUUAUGAAGCACGAGACGUCCAGGCAUGCAACUUUAAUAGUGCGUACCAGGAGUACAAGGCUUUACACCAACGGUCGCUCAUCGAUUCCGCUGCUGCCGGCGCUCUCGUGCAUAAUGCUCGAUUGUGGAGCCGUGAUGUGGCUUUAGAAGCCUGGGAGAAACUCAUAUACGCAGGACUUUUGACUACGGUUCAAUCCUCAGCGAAGAAUGCUGGUAUGGUUGCGCGCGAAUGUCAGUUGUACUCUGCUGAAGUUGACUUGCAAGACUUGCAAAAUGUGCUGCGCGAGUUCCGUAAAAUUCCUUCGUACUAUCAUCGUUGGAUUCGUGAGGUAAUUUAAGCAUUCUCCUUGUUUAACGAUAAGUUUGAAGGCUUUCAUGAAAUGCAAAUAAAAGAGUAAAACAAUGACGACCGCUGUUGCUGUAUCUUUAACGACAACACUUCCUUUAAGACAUUUCAAAGAUGUAUAUAACUUCUGUUACGCCCCUGUUAUUCCUUGUUCUUUCCUCAACUACUAAUUGUAGGAAUGCGUUUAAAAUAAUUGACAAAAUGGUAGCUCACUCAGGCAGCGAAUUGGACAACUGUUAGAUGCUGCUGAAAAUUGUCAUGUGAGUGCAUUUACUAUGUAGUAUUCCAUUUCACUGAUCUGUAGCGUUUCUUUGUAUUGAAACAAUCUCGUAAUUCUCUGU